Anopheles gambiae (African malaria mosquito) is the source of this 5735-nucleotide messenger RNA. RefSeq names its product neurexin-4 (gene Nrx-IV). The record is from RefSeq and is a predicted model, not a curated record. Bases 642 to 4523 code for a protein of 1293 amino acids. NCBI's taxonomy places the organism in Eukaryota, Metazoa, Arthropoda, Insecta, Diptera, Culicidae. The transcript is spliced from 10 exons.
UACGGACACGCGGGAACCCUUUUCUGUGUGUAGUUGUCGCCUUCGAAGCGUGCAGACGUGUGUACCUCGAGCUCCGUCGUGUGAAAGAGCAGCGCCACUCUGUACUGCAGUUGUGUGUGGCGUUUGUGCAAAGUGUGAACUAGGGAGUUUCUUAACAAAAGUAACACCCUGCCGUCGGCGGGUGGAAUAGUUGUUCUUCUUCCCCCUCUCCACGCCCUGUUUCGUGCCGUUGUGCAACAUUCCUGGCCGUUGUUGUUUUCCCAAAACCUGUUUCACCGUGCGUCAGUGUGCGUGCGUGAGAGUGUGUGUGUGUGGUGCUCAGUUGUGUAAACUUACAUUUAUUUUCCAUUGGCCGGUUUUCUAGGCAGAGGAAUAUUGUUUUCCACAAGAAAUCCGAAACUGGUUUUUCCCCUGCGAGCGUGUGUUUGUGUCUUCAAGUGAGUGUGUGUGUGUGUUGUGACAAAAAGAAGAUAUCCAACAGUCCACACACCCUUUAAAGGGUGGGAAGUGAAGAAAGCGCCAACCGUCUCAUUGUUCCCCGGUGCUUCGAGUGUGGUGGCACGUUUCGUUUCUUCAACACACAACGCCUAAUGUAUCGCAACACCUCCGCAUAGAGCAGCUACUAAUAAAAAGACGACAAAAUGUUAAAAUCAUUAGGCGGCAUGCUGCCGCUUGGCCAAACCGUUUGGCUACUACUCAUCACCGUCAGCAUAAUCUCUGCAGAAUAUUAUCAAAAAGACUCCUACUCCGAGUAUGACUGCAACGAACCGCUGCUAGAGCACGCCGUCCUUUCGGCAACUUCCCAGCUGCGUGAGCGAGGACCGGAAAAUGCACGGCUAAACGGUGGCUACUCCUGGACCGCCCAGCAGUCCGACUUUGACCAGCAGUUCAUUAUCGAUCUGGGCGAUGUGCGCAACAUCACGCGCAUCGAAACGCAGGGCCGUCCGCACAGCAACGAGUAUCUGACCGAGUACAGUAUCAGCUACGGCUUCAACGGGCUCGACUACAUCGACUACCGGGAGCCGGGUGGUAACACCAAGCUGUUUAAGGGCAAUCGAGAUGGCGAUUCCGUGCGCAUGAACUCGUUCGAGGUGCCCAUCAUCGCGCAGUGGGUGCGCAUCAAUCCAACGCGCUGGCAGAACCGAAUCUCGCUGCGUGCGGAGCUGUACGGAUGUCGUUAUGAGUCCGAAAGCAUCUACUUCAACGGCACGGGGUUGGUGCGGUACGAUCUGUUGCGCGAUCCGAUCGCUGCAACGCGUGAAUCCAUCCGCUUCCGCUUUAAAACGGCCCACCCGAACGGUGUGCUGCUGUACUCGCGUGGAACGCAGGGCGAUUACUUUGCGCUCCAGAUCAAGGACAAUCGGAUGGUGUUGAAUGUGGAUCUGGGGGCGAAAAUCAUGACGUCCCUGUCCGUUGGCAGCCUGCUGGACGAUAACAUCUGGCACGAUGUGGUGAUUUCGCGCAAUCGGCGUGAUAUCAUCUUCAGCGUGGAUCGUGUGAUCGUACAGCGCCGCAUUAAGGGCGAGUUUGAUAAGCUUAAUCUUAACCGGGAGUUCUACAUCGGUGGUGUACCGAACCUUCAGGAAGGGCUCGUCAUUCAGCACAACUUUACCGGGUGUAUUGAAAAUUUGCACUUUAACGCGACCAACUUCAUUCGCGAAAUGAAGGACGCCUUCUACGAUGGGGAACAUUUGCGGUACAAAAUGACGCACGUCACGUACAACUGUCCCGAGCCGCCGAUCAAUCCGGUCACGUUUCUGACGCGCGGAUCGCACGCCAAGCUGAAGGGUUACUACAGCUCGAAGCAGUUCAACGUCAGCUUCGCGUUCCGCACGUACGAGGAGAAGGGGCUGAUGCUGCACCACGACUUCCUGCAGGGCUCGGUGCAGGUGUUCCUGGAGGAGGGCAAGGUGAAGGUGCGCCUAAAGGAGGACAACUACGAGCACAACCCGGGCACGAUACUGGACAACUACGAGGAGCAGUUUAACGAUGGCAACUGGCACCACAUGAUGCUGACGAUCAAGAAGAACAGCUUGGUGCUGAGCAUCGACGAUCGACCGAUGGAGACGACCAAGUUGCCUUAUGGCGAACACGAAUCAAACAGUACGGCUAACAGUUUCAGACUGAUUGACAUUACGACCGGCACUCUCUACUACAUCGGAGGUGGCAAAACGAAGGACGGCUUCGUUGGCUGUAUGCGAUCGUUUGCGAUCGAUGGCAACUACCGUAUCCCGACCGACUGGAAGGAGGAAGAGUACUGCUGCAAGGGCGAGAUCCUGUUCGACGCCUGCCACAUGGUCGAUCGGUGCAAUCCGAACCCCUGCAAGCACAGCGGCAUCUGCAAGCAAAACUCGAUGGAGUUUACGUGCGAUUGUGCGGGCACGGGGUACGCAGGGGCGGUCUGUCACACGCCCAUGAACGCGCUGUCCUGUCAGGCGUUCAAGAACGUGCACGACGUGAAGCAGCGGCAGCGCAUCGAGAUCGACGUGGAUGGUAGUGGACCGUUGGCACCGUUCCCGGUGACGUGUGAGUUCUACUCGGACGGGCGGGUGGUGACGGUGUUGAGCCACAGCUCGGAGCAUACGACGCGGGUGGACGGGUUUGCGGAGCCGGGGUCGUUUGAGCAGAACAUCAUCUAUGAGGCGGAUUUGCCGCAGAUUGAAGCGCUGCUGAACCGUUCGACGGAGUGUUGGCAAACGCUAACGUACGCGUGUCGCUCGUCGAGGCUGUUUAACUCUCCCUCCGAUCCGGAGAACUUCCGACCGUACGCGUGGUGGGUGUCGCGGCACAACCAACCGAUGGACUAUUGGGCCGGCGCGCUGCCCGGCUCGCGCAAAUGUCAGUGCGGUGUGGUGGGCGAUUGCAUUGACCCGACCAAGUGGUGCAACUGCGAUGCGAACAGUCUCGACUGGCAGGAGGAUGGUGGAGACAUCCGGGAGAAGGAAUAUUUGCCGGUGCGAGGGUUACGGUUCGGUGACACCGGGACGCCGGUGGAUGAGAAACUUGGUCGGUACACGCUCGGGCCGCUGCGGUGCUCUGGGGACAGUCUGUUCAACAACGAGGUAACGUUCCGCAUUGCGGACGCCACGAUCGAUCUGCCCCCGUUCGAUAUGGGCCAUUCGGGCGAUAUUUACUUCGAGUUUAAGACGACGAUCGAAAAUGCGGUGCUGCUGCACGCCCGCGGACCGACGGACUUCAUCCGGCUGGACAUUGUCGGCGGGACGAAGCUGCUGUUCGAGUAUCAGGCCGGGACGGGCACGCAGAAGGUGUACGUGGAGAUGAGCAACAAGCUGAACGACGAUCGGUGGCAUUCGGUGAGCGUGGAGCGCAACCGCAAGGAGGCACGGCUGGUGGUGGAUGGUUCCACGAAGGCGGAAGUGCGGGAACCACCGGGACCGGUGCGUGCGUUGCAUCUGAACUCGACGCUAACGAUCGGUGCGAGGUUGGAUUAUCGUGAUGGAUACGUUGGAUGCAUCCGGGCGUUGCUGUUGAACGGUGAACCGGUCGAUUUGCGAUCGUACGCCGAGCGGGGCCUUUACGGUGUGUCGGUUGGGUGUGUUGGAAGGUGUGAAUCGAGCCCGUGCCUGAACAAUGGCACGUGUACGGAGCGGUACGAUGGCUUUACGUGCGAUUGCCGCUGGAGCUCCUUCAAGGGACCGAUCUGUGCUGAUGAAAUCGGUGUAAACAUGCGAUCAUCGUCCAUGAUCAAGUACGACUUCCAAGGUGCCUUCCGUUCGACACUGUCCGAGCGCAUUCGUGUCGGCUUUACCACCACCAACCCGAAGGGCUUCCUGAUCGGCCUAUUCUCCAACAUCACGCAAGAGUACCUCACGCUCAUGGUGUCCAACUCGGGCCAUCUGAAGGUGGUGUUCGACUUUGGCUUCGAGCGGCAGGAGCUGAUCUACCCCGUGAAACACUUUGGCCUUGGCCAGUACCACGAUGUGCGCUUUUCGCGCAAAAACUCCGGCUCGACGGUCGUGCUGUCCGUGGACAAUUACGAACCGCAGGAGUACCAUUUCGACAUUAAAGGCUCGGCCGACGCACAGUUCAACAAUGUGGAGUAUAUGUAUAUUGGCAAAAACGAAUCGAUGAAGGACGGGUUUGUGGGUUGCAUUUCGCGCGUCGAGUUUGACGAUAUCUAUCCGCUGAAGUUCCUGUUCCAGGAGAAUCCACCACCGAACGUCCGAUCGCUCGGUACGCCACUGACGGAGGACUUUUGCGGUGUGGAACCGGUGACGCAUCCACCGAUCGAGAUCGAAACACGACCGCCACCACUGAUCGAUGAGGAUAAGCUGCGCGACGCUUACGGGCCCGAUACUGCCAUCCUUGGAAGUGUGCUAGCGAUCAUACUGCUGCUGAUCAUCCUGAUGGCGAUACUGAUCGGUCGGUACAUGAACCGGCACAAGGGCGAAUAUCUGACGCAGGAAGACAAGGGUGCGGAGGCGGCCCUCGACCCAGACGAGGCAGUGGUGCAGUCGACCACCGGCCACCAGGUGACCAAGCGGAAGGAAUUCUUCAUCUAAGGCGCCACCCUGCCCAAGUUCAUGCUUGGCCAUGGGCCUGCCUACCUGCCUGACAGUCUGCUCCUGUGUGUAAAUACUGUUAAAUUGCGUACCCCGGAACACGAGACCGCGCAAUCUUCCCGUGAGCUCUGUCGGUUGCAGGGGGGGAAAGCAAAGGGAACCGAACAACCCCCAAGCAAAAAAAGGCCAUUCCGUGUUGUUGUCGGUGCAUUACGGUUUUUUUGCAUUUCGCCUUCGAAAGGGUUUUUUUUGUCGCAAGCAAAAGCCGAGUUAAUGUUUAAGUGAUUUUAAUUUUAAAACUGCCGUAAGCGAAAAUGAGUUUUCUGUUUUAUAAUAUUUUUGACCAACCAAACUCUCUCAACGUAGUAAAAAACACGUAAACGAGAACGACCCCGUCCUUUUUUCACAGUACUUUUGUAAACGUGCGCGAAUGUGUGCGAAGCAAAAAACACGGACAAGGAAACACACCCAGGGGAGAGAGAGAGAGAUAGGAGAGAGAUGGGUGAUGUUUCUUUGUUCGUGCUUAAGUUUAAGCAUUUUAGUUAGUAGAGCCAUUUUUUUCCUUCUGUAGUCCAAACGGAAACAAUCGAAACGAAGAACUCCGCGGUGUGUUUUGGGGUGGUAGUAGUAGGCUCUGACGAAUGUGUAGGGAACGAAUGAAUCUCAACGGAGAAGGAAUCACUCGAGAACAACACCGGGGGAGGUCGAUGUUUUAAGUUUAAACUUUUCGUUACAUUAAUCCGUCCUUUAAGAGAUAGUUUUGUUUUUUAAAUAUAUUUUCUUUUUUUAUUUAACGCGAAAGGCGCGAAUAACCAACCAACCAACGCGCUCCGGCGACGAAGCACGAUAAGAAGUUGUGAAUCGCGUGGAAACAACAAAAUGAUAGAAAGUGGUAAUAAACAAAGAAAACCAACAAAUUGUAUCAGGAAUUAAAAAAAAAAAACCAGAAUCAAACUCAAUUGUGAAGUGAAAGAAGCUGAAAGUGGAAGAAAAGGGAGAGGUUUUGCGUUUAGUUUUUGCGGAAAAGUUUGCAUCCACGAUCCCUGCAAUCGAGUGAAGCAAAAGAAGGAGGGAAAAAGCACGUGAUCGAGAAGAAGGAGAAAAAGACAAAUUAUUGUUUCAUUUUCAGUAUCAAUUUUCAAGGAGGAGAAAGUAGUGAGUAGAAGGGGCGCGUGAGAAAAUAAUAAAUGCUGCGAAACGAACCAACAACAA